Messenger RNA from Aspergillus wentii DTO 134E9, 4041 nucleotides. RefSeq lists its product as uncharacterized. The record is from RefSeq and is a predicted model, not a curated record. NCBI's taxonomy places the organism in Eukaryota, Fungi, Ascomycota, Eurotiomycetes, Eurotiales, Aspergillaceae. The transcript has a single exon. The coding region runs from base 1 to 4041 and encodes 1346 amino acids.
AUGAGCCCUCCCCUCCUCGUUCCCGUCCAGUUGGACGCAUUUGUCCUCAAUCCCAAAGUCUGUGGUGAACCCAACGACGGCAAUGCCCGCAUCUGCCCCAUCACCCAGCCAAACUACACCUUCCUCCGCUUCAACGACUUUGUAGCCCAAAGCGACGUCCAGGGCCACGCUGAUCUGCACAAUACCGCCCCUGCGGAUAUCAACACCCGCAUGACAGAUUUGGGAACCUAUCCUGGAAAGCCCCGUCGCAAUCGCCACGGUGUCUAUCUGCACUGGACGCUGCCCAGGGCGUAUCGAGCAGGCGUGUCAUCUACGAGCUCUGUGCCGCCGAAACGGAGAAACAAUGAGCGGUUGAGACAUGGGUUACCCGGGGAUGAGAAGGAGGAUGAAAAGGACCCGGAUUCUGUUACGCCGGAUUAUAUCCAGCCGCCUACGCGGUGGAUGGUUGUUCGUCGGUUGGAUUUGGAGAGUAUACAGCCGCCGGGGGCUAGGGGGAGCUUUCAAGAAUAUGACGCUUGGGUUAUUGAGAGUGACUAUGAGUGGAAUUUGGAUAAUAUUCCUGCGGAUUAUGACCUGCAGGUUGAUGUGUCGCCGUUCAUUGUCGGAGCUGCUGGUGAAGAGGUCGACGUGAAGAAACAGGCAGAGGUGUUUAUCGGCCGCAAGACGCCGCUGAAAGAGUGGAAGAAUGAGCCACAGGAGAAUCCGCCGAAUAUCAGUCUUUUGCGCAGUGGUAACCAGCUCUUUGCGGACUUUCAACUACAUAAUUCGAAUGUGUUCAGUAUGGUGGAUAACUUUCAGUAUGGGAAUUCGUCUGAUCCAAAGGACCUUCAGGCUGCGAAUGCCGACUAUUAUCUGAUUGGCUGGCAUACUGAUGAAAAGGUUGAUCCGCUGUGGAUGGAAGGAGAUGAAAGACCUCAUUCGGAAAGACUGGAGGCGUUGUUUAUGUCGUUGCAGAAUGGUGGGGACUGGCUAGCAGCGAAAGAUCCUGUUCGUCUGGUCUGCCACGGAGCCAUGUACGACGUCAACUGGAACCAUGAAGAGAAGCCCAAGGCAAUUCCUGCCAACACCUUUUCUAAGCGUCUUCAGAAUCAGAAACUUCCAGCAACGUCAGUCGGCACUACCCCGUUGGAUGCGCUGAUCAGUUAUUGCACCGCGCGAAAGGAAAAGGGGAGUAAUACCGACGCGAUAGCCAAGUUGGAAGAGUAUAUCCUCGCCAUUCAAUCUCUAAUGCACGCCCGAGAUGAUGGAGUUGAAGGACAGCGAGAGGCCAAGGAUACAGUGUACAACUGGAACUUUGUGCGAGCUCCCGGUGGUAUUCAGUAUUUCCUGGCCGACGAUGAGUCGAAGGACAAAAAUGGCCAACCGAUUCAACCAGAUGAGGCGAGUCAGAAAGACCUGAAUGAGCUGAAUCAGACCCAACGGCUGUUUGACGCCUGCCAGCGAGCGAGUCUGCAGCUGCGGUGGGAUAUGUUCUCGACGUGGUGGAAGUAUUUCUCAGAUCCGACGCAUCAGGACACGCAUGACCACGAUCGCGACUUUCAGGAUGCUACGGACAAUAUUUUGAAGAGAAUCAAACGGGCCGAUCAGCAGAUGACUGCUCUGCAGCGUAAAAUCGAGUCCAUGCGUGAAAAAGCGACGCUCAAAAAGUCCAAGUCGGGAACGUUGCCUUUCUACUAUCGUGCUGCUGACCCGACUCUGCUCAUCGGAGGCAUUGAUCAGGGCUGGCCGUCGGACUAUCUUGACAAGGUCACUGCACGUUUACCAAAGCAAGCCAUAGACAAUUCAUCUGACAUUCCUGAUGGUCUGUCAGCCUUAAUUAAUUUGAUGAAGGAAAGAUUGAACACAGCCAUGACGGGAGAGAUGUUGACGGCGAGUGAGGUCUUGCUGAAAGAAUUCUUUGAAUUGACAAGAGACACAGCCUUAUCGGCGCCCCCAGCUGGAAAGAUUCAUCCACAGUUCCAUGACAAGGUAGAUGGCUAUCCAAGAGAUCGAUCCAGUGGACGACAGCCAUGGCGCCCUCUGUACAUGGAGUGGGAAGCCGAAUACACGCACAUCCCAUUUGAACACUGGUCUCUUGAUGAAUACACCAAGCGAGUGUCAGACGUCAAGCAGGUUCGAUACGGAAUCAACAGCAGCAAGCCUCUCUGGGAGGAAUUAGGACCCCCGAGUACUCACGAUACGCGUAUUCUAUCUGGUCGAGUGCUGGUGCUUCCUCAACCGAGCUUUUCUCUUGAUGCAAAGAUCAAACAGUUGUUCUCUGAUACUUCACCCAGCGUUCUUGACAAAUUUCUCAAGAAGAAAGAGCGAGACGAACUGAGCAGGGCCGUCAAGACGCUGCCGUAUCUCUCUGCGCCGCUGACUGGGUUUACAGACGGUCUGCUCACCAUGGCCCACGGAACCCAUAUCAAGCCACUGAACAAGGAGAUCGGAGGUGGCAGCGACAAAUUCACAGCAAUUGGCGAUGCAAUUCUCAAUCGUCUUGGAUUCACCAAGGAAAACCUUGAAAUGAUCUACGGUCAGUCGGCCUUGACUCCGUACGCUGGCAUGGUGGCAUUCACAGACGACCACUGUCCAUUCAAACCAGUUACCCACGGCCAAUUUCGAUUCCGCAAGCUGAACAUCAUCGACAAGUUCGGCCAGACUCUGGUGGGCAUCGAUCCACAGCCUCGGAAGGAAGGCCCUCCACCGAUGUAUCCCAGCAUCAGUGACUUUUUCGAACCACAGACGGUGGACAGCCACGCCAACACGGUGAUCAAGAACAACGAAGGGCUGUGUGAGUUUAUCCAAGUGCCGCCACAGAUCAACCAAAACAGUCGUUUGAAUGCGGAAUUUGUGAAACGUACUCUGGACGAGAACGCCAUCUCUCACUGGCGACCAGCGAGUGAGUGGGAGAAUCCGAUUUGGGGAUGGGUGGUCACCAACUACGCCGACCAGAGUCUACAGUUCUUCCUUCCGAAUGGCACGUUCUAUCGUGAGGUUAGGAUAGGCGGGCCUAACGGAGUGCUAGAAGAGCCGAAGUGGGUGCCUUUCAUAGCAGAUGCAAAUGAAGCAGAAGACAAAUCGCCAGACCGGAUGCAGUUUGACGCUCUGAUUAACAAACUGAGCGACAAACACUAUAUCAAAGAGUUCUGGAAGAUGGUCGAGGUGGCACUGAACAAGCUGCCUCCUCCCCCAAGUUCAUACGCACAGUAUCUGACCGCAAUUGUUGGGAAGCCACUGGCACUGGUAAACAUGGGCUGGUCACUGGAAUUGGACCAACAGCCAUUGAGCAAUCAAUCGACGAAUUCAAAGCGAAAGGAACCACUGAAGGACCUACUACACUACCAACUCCAAGUCAAACUGGGCGACAAAGAGCGCGAAUACGACGGCCUGGUGGCCUACUUUGACCUGAAGCCCCAACCAGAGACAGGCAAGCCAGAGAAAGGCAGCGAGCUGAACCUCGACACGAUCCACACCUACUUCACCAGCCUCGACUCUCAGAAUCCCAUCAAAGAGAUCACCAGCGAAGACUACCCCACCUUCACCCCCUUCUGGCAGUCUCCGUUGUCGGCCACCGACGAGACCAUCAGCCCCGCCCAGUAUGACGACCAACGCAACAGCCAUCUGCAAGUAUUAGGCGCCCUUGUCGAUCCCUUCACGGCUGUGCACGCGUACUCCUCCUUCCUCCCCGCCCGGGCGUUACAGCUGGCUCCGUGGACCUGGCAGGAAGCCAUGAAGCGCAUGACGGCCUUCUUCCAUGCCGGGCCCGUCACACUCACAAAAGACGUGCAGGAUUAUGAUGCCAGUCGCCCACUGACAUUGGAGAACUCGCUCAAAGAACCCCCGGUCAAUGUCGCACUGCCCGCGUUGGAUGCGGGCGAGUGGAACUGGCUACAAGCGUAUGUCGAUCCGGCCUCAGCUGAGCAUCCGCCCGUCUUCAACUCGUAUGGGAUCGACAAGUUGGUGAAUUGGAAGAAGCCGGGUUUUGAGAAUGGGCCGUAUACUGCUGUCGAGGGGUUUUUGCAGUUGAGAAGACCGAUUAUGGAGGAGAGAGAAAAGUAG